Molecule: messenger RNA, 662 nt
Organism: Anopheles maculipalpis
Lineage: Eukaryota; Metazoa; Arthropoda; Insecta; Diptera; Culicidae
Product: DAZ-associated protein 2
Exons: 4
Coding region: 74-658 (194 amino acids)
Source: RefSeq, a predicted model, not a curated record
GCAGCGAAACAACGCCUUUGAAAACUUCGAUACAACCAAAACAAAACACGUAAAAAACCCCGGAUUUACAAACAUGAACAACAAAGGAACCAAUGGAUAUCCAACGUAUGAUGCUGCACAGCAGGCCGCAGCAUAUCAGCAGUACAUGAACGGUCAGCUUCCCGCACAUGCACAGCUGCCGCCUUCGUACAACUCGGUGGUCACCAGUAUGACGCCGACCUAUCCACCAUAUCCUCCCGGAAUCGUGCCACAGCCGUUCUACGGUAAUAGCUGGAGCGUGAAUCCGUCCGCGCAGGCCCAGUUCGCACCGGCACCACCGCCCCCGUACGCGGCAACACCGGCCGCCGUUGCGGCCAUCCCGGCACAGCCGAUGCAUCCGCAGAUGUACCAAUAUCAGAUUGCGACCGCACCGCCACCACAAUCGGGCCAACCGCCCCAGGUCUACCAAACGCCCAUGUACCCAGUUCAAGGUGCCAUGUUUGAUGCCGGUGCACGGUUCGGCAAAACCGGUGGACAGCCGACGAUUCCACCGCCCCCACCGGGCAUCGUUCCUAACGCGGCUCAGCUCGCCACAAUGCAGGGUCAGCAGGUUGUGGUGGCUAAAAAGAAGAACAAUUUUCUGCACGGUGGCAACGGUGGCGGAUACACGUUCUGGUGAAGGG